AUGGAUCCUUGCCGAGCUGUCGUCCGUUACAUGACGAGCAUCGCCGGCUUGCAGCCGGCUACUCCUUACAGCUACGGCGACUCUCGACCUGCUCUUCGUGUCCUCUAUACUAUCUACUCACACUAUCGCUACUACGAUGGGGGUACCGGAUCCGGGCUCUCGGAUGAUCCUCUAGAUCCCACCUUCUCUGAGGCUGAAAUGGCCACUAGUCCACCGGAAAUCUUACCCAAUAGCUCUGCCUCUGAAGCUCAACAAAGUCCGACGCUUGGCGACCAUCAACAUUUGCGCACAGGUGGAAUCACUGAGUCGAUAUACUCGAAUUAG
Protopolystoma xenopodis is the source of this 324-nucleotide messenger RNA. Lineage: Eukaryota; Metazoa; Platyhelminthes; Monogenea; Polystomatidea; Polystomatidae. The record is from the annotation of a GenBank genome assembly.